CGGCUUCUGGUUGGUUUGAGGUUGAAGAAGAGGGUAGGCCGACAGAUCCACAUUGUCUAAUGCAACAUGUGGAGGCUCUCUUGGUGUGAUUGUAGCUGAGCUGGGAGUGUGUUUGCACCACAGCUUGCCCUGCUUGAGCUCAAAAUGUCUUUCAUCCAGAUAGAAGAGAACUCAAAUUUCCCUCUUGAGAACCUUCCCUAUGGGGUUUUCUCUACCGAGGAGAAGCCUAAGCACAGAAUUGGGGUGGCAAUUGGAGACCAGAUAUUGGAUCUGAGUGCUAUUAAACAUCUGUUCAGUGGACCAGCCCUUUCCAAGCAUCAGGAUGUCUUUGACCAGCCAGCCCUUAAUGACUUCAUGGGAUUGGACCAUGAAGCUUGGAAGGAAGCUAGAAUGUUUCUCCAAAAGCUACUGUCAGCCAAUGAGCCAACACUGAGAGAAAACUCUGAGCUACGGAAAAGAGCAUUUGUACCUCAGGCCUCUGCUAUAAUGCAUCUUCCAGCUAAAAUCGGAGACUACACUGACUUCUAUUCUUCAAGGGAACAUGCUACGAAUGUUGGGAUCAUGUUCAGAGGGAAAGAGAAUGCUUUGAUGCCUAACUGGUUGCACUUACCCGUUGGUUACCAUGGCCGUGCAUCUUCGGUUGUGGUGACUGGGACACCAAUUCAAAGACCAGUGGGGCAGAUGCGACCUGACGAUGCUAAACCUCCAGUGUUUGAUGCUUGCAAACUUUUGGACAUUGAAUUAGAAAUGGCGUUCUUCGUAGGCCCCGGAAACAAGUUUGGGGAACCUAUCCCAAUAAACAAAGCUCAUGAGCACAUUUUUGGAAUGGUCCUUAUGAACGACUGGAGUGCUCGAGACAUUCAGAAGUGGGAAUAUGUUCCACUGGGUCCGUUUCUGGGCAAGAGCUUUGGCACAACCAUCUCUCCGUGGGUUGUUACUAUGGAAGCUCUCAUGCCAUUUGUGUUGCCAAACCCUGUCCAGGUUCCCAAGCCACUGCCAUACCUCUGUGAUGAAGAGCCCUAUACUUUUGACAUAAAUCUCUUUGUCGCUAUCAAAGGAGAAGGAAUGAGCACCCCAGCCACAAUAUGCAAAUCAAACUUCAAGUACAUGUACUGGACCAUGAAACAGCAGCUGGCUCAUCACUCCAUCAAUGGAUGCAACCUCAGACCUGGAGAUCUCCUGGCAUCUGGAACAAUCAGUGGACCUGAUCCGGAGAACUUUGGCUCCAUGCUGGAGAUGUCAUGGAAGGGGACAAAAGUAAUUGACCUCGGGAAUGGACAUUCUCGUAAAUUUCUGCAGGAUGGGGAUGAAGUCAUUAUAACAGGUUACUGCCAGGGAAAUGGGUACCGCGUGGGGUUUGGCCAGUGUUCAGGAAAAGUGCUUCCAGCCAUCUCUGCUCCGUGAUUACCUGCACAAGGUGACUUUCCAGGAAGGGAAGAAGCCUAGCCACGUUCCUGAUGUAACCAUUCUCUGAUAUAAAGAAAUUAAAAUCCGUGUGCACGCAUUCAGUUUUCAAAUCAGUAUUUUUGAUAUAAAUGAUUGGAGUUU
Molecule: messenger RNA, 1548 nt
Organism: Chelonoidis abingdonii (Abingdon island giant tortoise)
Lineage: Eukaryota; Metazoa; Chordata; Testudines; Testudinidae
Gene: FAH
Product: fumarylacetoacetate hydrolase
Biological process (GO): L-phenylalanine catabolic process; homogentisate catabolic process; L-tyrosine catabolic process
Molecular function (GO): fumarylacetoacetase activity
Source: RefSeq, a predicted model, not a curated record